AAUUCAGCGCGUUUUCCAGCAGAGUCUAUUGGGAGACCGCAGGGCGAAAGGAUAACAGCUCGAGUGUGCUGCGCAUUGGUUGCGCUUUUAUUGUGUCUCUCUGUAUGCUUGAGCAGGACACCCGUUGAAGGUCCAGACAUAGAAGGACCCAUUCGUUUGGUUACAGAGUUACCAACAAAACCAAAAGUGUGUCCUAGAAACAAUCUUGAAGUAGCAGUGUUAGGAGUGUGUGUCGAAUCGUGUUCCCAUGACAGUGACUGUCCGAACGAUGAGAAAUGCUGCCACAAUGGAUGUGGACAUCAGUGUAUGGCUCCAUAUAAAGAAUCAGCAAAGCCAGGAGUGUGUCCUAUAAACAAUCUUGAAGUAGCAGUGUUAAGAGUGUGUGUCCAGUCGUGCUCCCAUGACAGUGACUGUCCAAACGAUGAGAAAUGCUGCAGCAAUGGAUGUGGACAUCAGUGUAUGCCUCCAUAUGCAGAAAAGCCAGGAGUGUGUCCAAGCGAAAACCUUGGAGAAGGCCUCUGUGUUGAGAUGUGUUCCCAUGACAGUAACUGUCCGAAUGAUCAGAAAUGCUGCAGCAAUGGAUGUGGACAUCAGUGUAUGCCUCCAUAUAGAGAAAAGCCAGGAGUGUGUCCAAGGAGAGUCCUUGGAGUAGGAUUGUGUGCCGAGUUGUGUGCCCAUGACAUUGACUGUCCGAAAGAUGAGAAAUGCUGCAGCACUAUAUGUGGACGUGAAUGUACACCUCCAUAUAAAGUGAGGCCUGGUCUAUGUCUCAGACCGAUGUGCUGAUAACUCUUCCCAUGAUGAUCAAUGUCCUGCCAGACAGAAGUGUUGCCCAACCACCUGUGGCCAUGCAUGCAGCUAACCAUGCCAAUUUAACCAUCAGGAAAAAGUCCUCGAUUUGCU
Messenger RNA from Sinocyclocheilus anshuiensis, 903 nucleotides. RefSeq names its product WAP four-disulfide core domain protein 3-like. The transcript has 8 exons. Gene Ontology annotation, biological process: innate immune response; antibacterial humoral response. Gene Ontology annotation, molecular function: serine-type endopeptidase inhibitor activity. The annotation marks the transcript as partial. Gene Ontology annotation, cellular component: extracellular region. The record is from RefSeq and is a predicted model, not a curated record. NCBI's taxonomy places the organism in Eukaryota, Metazoa, Chordata, Actinopteri, Cypriniformes, Cyprinidae.